This is a messenger RNA of Bursaphelenchus okinawaensis, 2046 nucleotides long. The record is from the annotation of a GenBank genome assembly. Lineage: Eukaryota; Metazoa; Nematoda; Chromadorea; Rhabditida; Aphelenchoididae.
AUGACAUUGUUUGGAAAGAUAGUUUUGGUAACUGGCGCUUCAAAAGGAGUUGGCAAGGGUAUUGCUGAAGAGUUCUGUGAAGCUGGUGCUACUGUAAUCAUCACUUCAAGACCUGACGAGACUAGAAAUAGUGUCUUUUCAAACGAAUCUCUCGAAGAGUAUGCGGAAAGAGUAAGUUUAAAAAAAAAUUUUUUUUAAUAUUGUUGUAGCAUUUUACUGUGCUAAUACAAAAUUUAAAAAAUUAACUCGGAAAGUAUUCAACUUGCCUUACUCAGAAUCAACUCAAAUUUUAUAUGUUUUCUUUGUACCACUAAUAGUCCACACAAAAAGUUUUAACUCGCGCUUUUGCGUUUUAAAAUUAAAAUAUUUGAGUUUUCCGCCAAUUUAGCAAAUUUGGCAUUGUGUUUCAAGCACUUUUUUUUAUUUUUCAGACGAACUGCUAAUUAAAAUUUUAGAUAAGUUCAAUUUACGCAGGCAAAUGUGUGGCUAUCAGAUGUGAUCAUUCAAAGAACGAAGAUGUUGUGGGGCUUUUCAAGACCAUCGAGAAUGGCUACAACAACAUUGACAUCUUGGUCAACAAUGUGUUUGCUUCUUCUUUUGUGAGUUUUCAAGUUUUUACGUUAAAAUUAUAAACUUCUAUAUUAUAUGCGACUAAAUACCUUGAAGUUCAACCUGAUUAUUGUAUAUAUAAAGUAAGAGGUAAGCUGGAACAAAGUUGGAACUUUCAAGGAGGUAAAUUUACCAUAAAAUAUAAAGAAGUUUUAGACAUGUGCCAAGAUAGCCAACAAGCGAUUCUACGAGCUGCAGAACAUUACUGGUAUGUUUGAAGAAUUCUUAAAUGUUGGUCUGAAGAGUCAUUUACUGUGCAGUAGUUUGGCUGCUCAACUCAUGAUCAAGAACAAGACUAGAGGGCUGAUAGUGACAGUCAGCAGUGAAGGCGGGGGCAGGUUCUUGUUCAACACUUUCUAUGGAGUUCAGAAGGCUGCAGUAAGUCUAGAUUUAACUUUUUAUGACAAUUUAAAAUAUUUUAGUUUACAUUUGUUAAGGUAUUGGUUAACUGUUCAUUGAUUAGCUUGUUCAAAUAAUUAUGUGCUCUCUAACUCUGAAUAUAGGCUUUGAAAUAGAGCUCAGAAUUAUUUGAACAACCUAAUAUAUAUAUAUAUAUUUUAAUUUACUAUUUUCAGUGUGAUCGUAUGGCAGCUGAUAUGGCAUACGACUUGAAGAAAGAAGGAAUCACAUCUGUCUCGUUUUGGCCUGGAGCUGUCGCUACCGAACUUUAUCACAAUUUACUUGGCAAAAGCGAUGAUCCGGUAGGUUUUUACCACUUUUUUAAAUAUUAAGUUGUUCAAUUAAUUCUGUGCUCUUCUCAAAGCAAAUUUUUUGGGUUAGGGGCACAUAAUUAUUUGAACAAACUGUUUUUUUUUCAAAAAUUAAAAAUUUUUAUAUUUUUUUAUUUUAUUCUCCUUGUCAAGACUUGGUUCUACAGAAUAUUGUAAGGUUGCUAAUAAUAGUAUUCCAGUUCUUGGCCGACUUGUACACAGAUGUUGAACAUCCUCGAUUCGUGGGCAAAUGUGUCGUCAGCUUGGCGACAGACCCUGAUAUUCUGGCAAAGACUGGCCAAAUACUAACAUCGACCAGAAUAGCCCAUGAAUACGGAUUAAAGAAUCAAACAGGAAGUGGGUUUUUUCUACAGUUUUUAGUCCCCCUACUACAAUAUUAAUGUCAUCUUACUUACUGUGGUUUUUAAGCUUAUAUCACAGCUUGUAGCAUUAGUAGGUUGAGCUUAACAGAGUAGCUGAUCUACAGUUUUUAGAGUAUAAUAUCAGUAGAGAUUAGAUAAUGUCACUUCACAUAGACAUACAAGGUAUCUUGUGUUACAGAGUGACAAAUCAGUCUUGUAAUUACCAUCGGAUUAGGGUGAGAGAAGACGGCUUAAGUUUGUGAUUUUACAACCAAACUUAAUCCUUUUCAGAUACUGUCAGUCGGCGUCAACACCUCGAGUGUGACGAGUAUCUCAAGGCCACGAACACACUUCGAUGUGAUUAA